AUGAAUCUCACUCGUGUCAUUAAGAAAGAAGACUUGCUAAGGAACUCGCGAGCCUUUUUGGGUACUUUGUCAUUUAACGAUGGUCGUGUUGGCGCCAUUUUCCCUGACCGCCAGUUCUUUAUAACAUCGCCAACUUCUGACUUCAUUCCUUUGCUGCCAACCACCAAGGAGGUUCAUCUGUACACUGAUGGUCGCUUUGGGGAGCACAACUACAGCCAUGUCCCACAGUACUACGAAGAAGCAUACUGUCAUCUUCCGCUCAUUCCACGGCAGCCUACUAGCCUCUCGAAGGAUCAUCCUUACCAGGACUACAUAUACAUGUGGGAUAAUAUAACCAGUAACGAUAUCGAGUGGGCUGCCAGCUCUGUUCAAGGAAUAGGCCUGUUACGAAGACCAUGGCGUGGCCGACUAUCCCGUGCUUUCAAUUACAUUGAUGGCCGAUGUGGAAAUAUGUUGGCAGACCAAAAAAAAUCAUCUGACUACCACGACUUGCUACGUAUCCUACGUUCUCGCUUACAGGCAGUACUUGACCGUCUGGGGCAUGUCACGACGGAUAUUUUUACGAUCCAGGUUUUAGUUGCUACUGCGCAGAGAUUCUGGCUUGAGAUCGUUGCUGCUCUGGACUACAUGGACUGGGUCAAGCUGGUCAUGGAUGGCAUCAAGUCUCUGCAUCCUGCACACAGGGCUGAACAUCGCAUUGGGAUGUUCACCUGGGACGUCAGUGUCACCCAACUCUUUUUCAAAGCCCAGAUCCCUGUAUUCUUCAUUCGUCCUUGGGAGUCGUUCACUAAUCAAGUUAUCCUACGCAUCAUUGAGCCAUCUCCUCCAGGGACCUGCAUCACACAUCCUGCACGUCCCUUUCCCAUCGUGUUCGAUGGGCCACCCUCAGAUCCCAAAAAAUAUGUGGCUCAACACCAAUGUCUACGCCUUUUCCAAGGGUACCGUGACCCAUUCAACUUUUGUAUGGUUCCUUCUUCUGCAGUUGCACCAUCAUCUACAUCCACAAUGCUGCCACAAAAUUCCUCUAGGACAGGACCCUUAUGCCUGGACCGUGAUGUUUCUCAUCGUCUGGACUACUCGUCCCAGGUUGGUCGUCCAAAACAUAAAAAAAAUGCCAACAAUAUCAGUCGAGACAAGUUUAGUGAUCUCCAUGGUGAUUAUGCACCUCUUGCUAUUUCUGCCUGGUCAGAAGCCCUGUCCUCAAUCAAUGAAGAAUCUGAACGUGCCCAAACUCUUUCCCCUGAUCUGGUGGCCACAGCUUACAUGUUUCCUGAUCCAAGAAUCAUUACCAAUGUCAAUGCAUAUCGUGCAACCGCUAUGGGUUCCGAGGCAUCACCACUCCGCCCUCAGCAGUGGCGAGACCUACUAGCCCUUGCCCUCAAACGCGCUGAUGGGCCUAGUUCAAGCAAGCUGAAGAGCUCCUCAUCUAUCAAGAGUUUCAAAGCAGCUGAAGAUAUGCUAGGGUCAUGCAUGCGUGAUCAAGGCGUCAUAGUCCAACUCGUCCCACCGCCGUCUUCUGAUGAUCACCCCUUCGAUGUUCAUCGUGGUCGUCAACUCAUCUGGGAGCUCUGUGAGCUCAACUUCCGUUACGAACUUCUUGCGUUGGACAAUCGUGUGGCGCAGGACUGGGAAAUGCCAUUGGCAGUCAGUGCCACUAUGAGUGCCAUCAACAACUUCGCAUCUGAUCGUCAGAAUAUGAUUUUGGCUGUGUUUCCUGGCGGUUCGUUGAUACCAUCAGCAGGAGAAGGUGUGGGUGAUGGAUUUGGCGGUGAGUGGGUGACACGAUGGGAACGUCUCCGGAAUCUGCGAGAGCUGAUGCGGGGCUGGGUGGUUCCUCUACCUGGAGCAUGUCAUGGCUUGUUAGGUAUGACGGAAUCAGAAGGUUCCUUAAAGGUAGAGAAGGCUUUGGCGGUGCAUUAUGCACAGACAUUUUUCGACUUUUUCGGCCGUCCUCCAAUCCUCCCUUGCCGUAAGCCAGUGUAUGAUCAUUGA
Messenger RNA from Desarmillaria tabescens, 1992 nucleotides. RefSeq lists its product as uncharacterized. The record is from RefSeq and is a predicted model, not a curated record. Lineage: Eukaryota; Fungi; Basidiomycota; Agaricomycetes; Agaricales; Physalacriaceae. The coding region runs from base 1 to 1992 and encodes 663 amino acids. The transcript has 4 exons.